Molecule: messenger RNA, 3314 nt
Organism: Echinops telfairi (small Madagascar hedgehog)
Lineage: Eukaryota; Metazoa; Chordata; Mammalia; Afrosoricida; Tenrecidae
Gene: GALNT3
Product: polypeptide N-acetylgalactosaminyltransferase 3
Exons: 10
Coding region: 36-1937 (633 amino acids)
Cellular component (GO): Golgi apparatus
Source: RefSeq, a predicted model, not a curated record
UGCUAUUUCUCAAGUGACAAGCUUUUAAUGUCAGAAUGGCUCACUUAAGGCGACUAGUAAAAUUAAAUCUUAAGAGACAUUACCAUAAAAAGUUCUGGAAGCUUGGUGCUGUAAUUGCUUUCUUCAUAAUAUUUUUGAUUUUAAUGCAAAGAGAAAUGAAUGUUCAAUAUUCCAAAGAGGAAACAAGGAUGGAAAGAAACAUGAAAAACAAAAACAAGAUGUUAGAUUUAAUGCUUGAAGCUGUAAACAAUAUUAAAGACGCAAUGCCAAAAAUGCAGAUAGGAGCCCCUAUCAGGCAAAGCAUCGAUGCUGGUCAGAGACCUUGUUUGCAAGGUUAUUAUACAGCUGCAGAAUUAAAGCCUGUUCUGGAUCGUCCUCCUCAGGAUUCUAAUGCACCAGGUGCUUCUGGGAAACCAUUCAAGAUAACCACUUUAACUGCUGAAGAGCUAAAGGAAAAGCAACUCGGGGAAGCCAAGCACUGUUUUAAUGCUUUUGCGAGUGACAGGAUUUCUUUACACCGAGACCUUGGACCGGACACUCGGCCACCUGAAUGCAUUGAGCAAAAAUUUAAGCGCUGCCCUCCUCUGCCUACCACCAGUGUCAUAAUAGUUUUCCAUAAUGAAGCAUGGUCCACACUGCUUAGGACGGUUCACAGUGUGCUCUAUUCUUCACCGGCCAUACUGCUGAAGGAAAUAAUUUUGGUGGAUGAUGCUAGUGUAGAUGAAUACUUGCACGAUAAACUAGAAGCCUACAUAAAACAAUUUUCCAUCGUGAAAGUCGUGAGACAAAAAGAAAGGAAAGGUCUGAUCACUGCGCGGUUGCUAGGAGCAACAGUGGCCACAGCGGAAACGCUCACAUUUUUAGAUGCUCAUUGUGAAUGCUUCUAUGGUUGGUUAGAGCCUUUGUUGGCCAGAAUAGCGGAGAACUACACGGCGGUUGUGAGUCCAGAUAUUGCAUCCAUAGAUCUUAAUACUUUUGAAUUCAACAAGCCUUCUCCCUAUGGAAGUAACCAUAACCGUGGAAACUUUGACUGGAGCCUUGCCUUUGGCUGGGAAUCCCUUCCUGAUCACGAGAAGCAAAGACGGAAAGAUGAAACCUACCCAAUUAAAACACCCACUUUUGCAGGAGGUCUUUUUUCCAUCUCAAAAGCCUAUUUUGAAUACGUUGGAACGUAUGAUGAAGAAAUGGAAAUCUGGGGAGGUGAAAAUAUAGAAAUGUCUUUCCGAGUGUGGCAAUGUGGUGGGCAGUUGGAGAUUAUGCCUUGCUCUGUUGUUGGACAUGUUUUUCGCAGCAAAAGCCCUCACACCUUUCCAAAAGGCACUCAGGUGAUUGCCCGCAACCAAGUUCGCCUCGCCGAAGUCUGGAUGGACGAAUACAAGGAAAUAUUUUAUAGGAGAAACACAGAUGCGGCAAAAAUUGUCAAACAGAAAUCAUUUGGUGACCUUUCAAAGAGACUGGAAAUAAAGCACCGCCUUCAAUGUAAAAACUUUACAUGGUAUCUGAACACUAUUUAUCCAGAAGCAUAUGUGCCAGACCUUAAUCCUGUGAUUUCUGGAUAUAUUAAAAACUUAGGUCAGAAUCUAUGUCUGGACGUUGGAGAAAAUAAUCAAGGAGGAAAACCGUUGAUUAUGUACACGUGCCAUGGACUUGGGGGGAACCAGUACUUUGAAUACUCUGCCCAGCACGAAAUCCGGCAUAACAUUCAGAAGGAAUUGUGUAUUCAUGCUGCCCAAGGUCCCGCUCAGCUGAGGGCAUGCGCCUACAAAGGUCACGGGACAGUUCCUGCCGCAGAACAGAUCUGGGAGAUCCAGAAGGAUCAACUUCUAUACAAUUCAUUCCUACAAAUGUGCCUUUCAGCAAAUGGGGAGCAUCCAAACUUAGUGCCCUGCAAUCCACCAGAUUCACUCCAAAUAUGGACUUUUAGCCCAAAUGAUUAAGUGUUCCUUAAACCUAAGGAGGUAGAAAAGGAGGUAUUCUUUCUCAUAAAACUGUGACUAGGCAUACACUGUAGUUUUUGUUUUCGUUUUUGAAAAUUAUGCAAAAGCAGCUAACUGUAACUUAUUCCAAGUGCAUUUUUCUUAUUUAUAUCUUAAAAUAUCUACAUAGUAUUGCUACAGAAAUCCUUUAAGUUUCUGUUUCAAAGCACAAUAAUUAGUAAUACCAAAGACUAUGGAAAUGUCCAGGUGUAGGGAAAGACAUGUUUACAGUAUGAAGAAAGUAGUUUGCUGAGUAAGGUGACUUUUGUGUGUUUUGUAUCCAUCAGAAUAGACAACACUACAUUCACACAGUCACAAUUUAAAAUAUUCCUUUUCGUUUUUUGGGGGAGGGAGAAAGAUUUGAUACUGUAUUUUUUUAAUGACACAGAACUAGACCAAUGAAGGUCAGACAUUGACCUUUGUGCACAAUCCAGGAAAUUUUUACAGAUGUAGAAUUUAUUAUUUAAAAAUCUAGGCAAAAGUAUCUUGCCUUUUGUAUAACUUGUCUGUCAAGUGUUUUCCUUACACAUGAAAUUAAAUGAAUAAGAUGAAUGUUUUUAACUCUUCAAUUUCUCAGAAAAGUUGAAAAUAUAUUUUUUUAAAUCUGAAACCCACUCCACUUGAAGCACUUAAGUCUUCCUUAAAUAACUUUUCUUGAAUAACUAGAUUGCAUGUUUUCUAAAAGUAAUGAGGGGAAAAAAGCUUUAUGAGUUACUAUUUGUUGAAAAGUUGUUUAUUUCCAUGUUCUUCUGUUAAUCUUGUUAUUUUCUCACCAUAAUUCACUAAUCUUGAAUAUUUGUGCAAUUAAAUUUCAAAUACAGAAUACUUGACUAAAUUGAUGCUACAUUUUAUGUGAUUGAUUAAGUUAUAGUGGUCUUUGUAUUGCUUGUUUUUAUCAACAAAAGCCUUCUUUUUAUCUACAUGGGAACAAUUUAAAAAUCUGAAAUGCUACUUUAACCAUUUGAUUAAGUUUUUUUUCUCUCUUAGAGGAAAUAUCUAAUAAUUGGUGAAGGAAACUUAAAUGUCAUAUAAUGAAUUUUUAAGCACCUAAUGUUUAUAGAGCCAUCAUAUAAAUCUUAAGAAAAACAUUUGAUAAUAAUGGCCUUAAGAUGAAAACUGGAGAAAAUUCUAUAUUAGAUAUUUAAAAUAUUUUGUACUAAUUUCUGAUAACUAUUUUGACAUCUGAUUAAAGAACUCAAAAAGCAAGUAUGAUGCUUACUUAGAAGCCUAAUACUCUUUUCUUUUUGAUCAGUUUAUGUGUAGAUUUCUUAUAUUCUCAUUCCAGAAAUAGAAAUGUGAUUGACAUCAUAUUUUAAACCCAGAAGACCCUCAACUGUA